GGUGGUGGAUCGGCAGGGUCCGCCCCGCGAGCUUCGGGCUCCGCCUCCGCCUGUCCCUCUAGUCCCGGUGCAGCUGCUUCCGGGCUCUGCGGCUCCGGGCGGAUCUGCGAGGCCGCGGCCCGGACGCUGGGCCCGGGAGGGGCUGCAGCGCCUGGACGCCUGGCUCCCCAGGCAGGCCCGCGCUUUGCCUCGCAACCGGGAUCUCCGAGGACAUCUCCGGCCUGACCUCGCGGAGACCGAGUCUCAGCUGCGUGCUCAGGGGCCGGCGGGGCCACUUUAUAGGGUUCAUAGCCCUCUGAAUCAAGGGACGAACGUUGCUGGCUGGAGUUUGCCGGAUACCUCUUCCCUCACUCACCUAACAGGAGACUUCUUCUUGAGCUGCCUUAGGGCAGCAGUUCAGGACUCUCCUGCUCCGGAGCACCUAGGACCCGGGGCCACCUUCCUUCUUUCCUUCCUUCUUGGAUGGAGCACCUCCUCCCCAGUUUCUGGGGCACCUUGGGGCGUAGCCUUGGUGAGUGAAACUUGGGGUGCUGCCUGCUGGGAAAGAAACCUGGAAAGCAGGGAGGACAGUGUGGGGGUGACCCAGGCUUUGUCAGAUCCUGAGACUUUUGGAAUCUUGUGUGUUGGGUGGUGGUGGUGAAUGAACUUGGAUGUGCCUUCCUUUACCUCAAAACUGUAAAGGAAACAAGCCGCUUGACACACUUGAGGCUGCAUGACCAUCCAGGGAAGUGGAGAGCCACUUCUGAAUUCAGAGUAGGACUCACCAGCAGAUACCUGUUCUUCUGAGCCUGAACAGACUGUGGCUUCUGAGGAAACCCUCAGCCCCCAAACCUGAGAGUCUAAGCAGUGCCAGGAAGCAGCCCCAGAAUUUGGGGGCUCAUUACACACCCCAACCAUGUUCCUGCGACAGCUUGGUGGCUGGCUACCUCGCCCCUGGGGCCGCUGGAAAUCAACGAGGCCUGACCUGCCCGCCCCAGAACCCAGACGGAUGGACAGCUCCUCUGAGAAUUCAGGCAGUGACUGGGACAGUGCCCCAGAAACCAUGGGAGAUCUGGGGCCUCCCAAGACCAAGGACUCAGGUGCACAGAGGAGCUCUGGGGCUGCUCCAGAACCAAGCAGGGAGUCCCAAGUUGAGCAACUGGGGUGCAAAAGAAUGGAUUCUCUCAAGUGGGACAAGACUGUCUCUAGCACUCAAGAGUCUGGGAGAUUGGAGGCUGGAGAGACCAUUCCCAAACUAGGAUGGGAUCCUGUGGACUCAGGUAGCACCAGGAAGCCUGGUGUGUCCCCUGAAGAGGGACUGAGUCCCCCUGGGCCUGAAGCCCCAGCGGAGAAGCCUGGCCAGCGUCAGAAGCUGCUGGGUUGGCUGCGGGGGGAAACAGGUGGGGGAGCAGGGGCUCCCUACCAGUACCUGGGGGACCCAGAGGAGUGUCUGCAGAUCUCCACCAACCUGACCCUGCAUCUGCUGGAGCUCCUGGCCUCAGCCCUGCUAGGGCUGUGCUCAAGGCCCUUGCGGGCAGCCUUGGACGCGUUGGGCCUGCGUGGACCGCUGGGCCUCUGGCUGCAUGGGCUACUGUCCUUCCUGGCUGCCCUGCAUGGGCUCCAUGCCGUGCUGAGCCUACUUACCGCUCACCCCCUGCACUUUGCCUGCCUCUUUGGUCUUCUACAGGCCCUGGUGCUGGCUGUCAGCCUCCGGGAGCCCAGUGGGGAUGGGGAGGCCACUGACUUGGAGGGCGAGAAGUUGGGGAGGGAGGGUGAGGAGCAGAGGGGAGACCCAGGAAAGAGGCUGUGACCACACGGUGGGGUGUGGCCCAGGGUCCCACCCUCAGUGGGUUGGGAGCAAGGGUGAAGAUAGUGUGGGGACAUGAUCCACAUUG
Eubalaena glacialis (North Atlantic right whale) is the source of this 1874-nucleotide messenger RNA. RefSeq names its product chromosome 7 C6orf47 homolog (gene C7H6orf47). The record is from RefSeq and is a predicted model, not a curated record. The transcript has a single exon. The coding region runs from base 896 to 1789 and encodes 297 amino acids. NCBI's taxonomy places the organism in Eukaryota, Metazoa, Chordata, Mammalia, Artiodactyla, Balaenidae.